Messenger RNA from Dreissena polymorpha, 1187 nucleotides. RefSeq lists its product as uncharacterized. The record is from RefSeq and is a predicted model, not a curated record. The transcript has 4 exons. The coding region runs from base 512 to 1090 and encodes 192 amino acids. NCBI's taxonomy places the organism in Eukaryota, Metazoa, Mollusca, Bivalvia, Myida, Dreissenidae.
UGAUGAGGUUCAAUAUGUGGUUCAAAAACUUGUUAAGUUGAUAAGAAUGUUUUAGUGAGAUGAAUUUAUGUUCUAUCGUAUAUAGUCGGCCUUAUUGUUUACGCCAAAACGCACGCUUGUCGUAUUGGCCUAUACUUCACAUAAAAAUUGCGUGCCUAGUGGCCAUUUAGCGACUGGCAUAUGCGAUUAUUUAUUAACGGUACAAACAGGGUUACACACAUCUGGAAGACAGAUACAAUUAUGAUGUUCAGCACUGGGACAAUAUUUUUGGCAGCGUCUACAAUCGCGCUGUUGCUCUGUGUGGUCGACAAUGCUGUUUCUGGCAAGAAAGGUGUUUGCGCCUAUGCACCAUAUAUCCUGUGCGAUGACUUUCGGGUACUGAAUAACAUAUCGUGGUGGUACGGAUGGCGUGACGCCUACCGACUUUAUGAUCAGCACGUGACUCAAAAAUGUCCAUCCCCUCACGCGCAGAUGCCAGAAUUCGUACCUAUGGUUUGGUCGAUCCACAGCAAUGAAAGUUCCCGCUGGAUCCAUAUUCCGCGAGGCUCGCAGUUCGUGCUCGGAUACAACGCCCGACCAUGUCCCCCAAGCUCACAUGACGCCCCAGGAAGCCGCCAUGUACUGGCCUAUGAUCGAGAAGGCGGCCGUUGGCAUUCCGCUUGUUGCUCCUGCGCCGGCGAGUCACGGCUUUCACUGGCUUGAUCAGUUUUUCCACCUGUGUAAUUCAUGUCGGAUCGACUACGUCGCUGCACAUUCGUACUUGUGCAAUGCUGAUCAAACCAUGGCUUAUCUAAAGGCGAUGUACAACCGCUACCACAAGAAGGUAUGGCUGACCGAGUUCGCCUGCGCUCAUACUCCCGACGACCACGUGCAGUUGGGUCUCAUGAGAACACUGUUGCCAAAACUGGAAGCGGCUGAAUUCGUUUAUCGCUACUCCUGGUUCAACGGUAGAAUAAAGAGCGAUGACCCGACCAAGUUUGUUCGCCAAUCUGCCAGUCUAUUCCAUAGCAAUGCCUCCACUUUGACGAUGAUUGGUCAAUUCUAUAACGCCUUCCAGCCGGAUAGUCACGGAUCUUCCCUCGUUGGAUAAAGCAAUCGAUGAUACGCACUUAACUUAAAUGUUCAAUUUCACAUGUCAAGGCAGAUUGAUGAUUAAACGCCCUUUGAUAAGAAGGGAUAUCUUCUUA